Messenger RNA from Galdieria sulphuraria, 842 nucleotides. RefSeq lists its product as uncharacterized. The transcript is spliced from 2 exons. NCBI's taxonomy places the organism in Eukaryota, Rhodophyta, Bangiophyceae, Galdieriales, Galdieriaceae. The record is from RefSeq and is a predicted model, not a curated record. The coding region runs from base 9 to 344 and encodes 111 amino acids.
AUUUGCAGAUGGAAGGAAAGUCUUCCACAGAUAUAAAUGUCGCUUCAGAACUUGAAGACAUAGAUAACAGACGAUUUCCGUUAGCAGAAGUCUCACUGACUCUUGUCUAUAAAGGCGACAUUUUGAUAGCUACAGCAAUUGUCGUCUCUUGUAAUAGUGCUCUUAUUGUCUGUGAUAUUCAAGAAGGAUUUCGUAGCUCGAUAUUAUCAUUCCCUGAACUUUUACAAGCAGCCGGCUUUCUUAGAAAAAGCGCAAAGUUACUCGGAGUUCCUACUUUGUUUUCUGAGCAAUGGCCUGAAGAGUACGGCCACACAGGUGAAAAUAACAAUUCUUUCCUUGAAUAAGUCGAAAAAUUCGAUGCUAGUUGUAGCAAAGUUUUCUCAAAAAGGACAUUUAGCUUGCUUGAAAAUCAAAAAGGAAAAGAGCUGCUUUUUUCAACUAAGCGCGAGAAUAUAAUUUUGGAUGGCGUUCAAGCACAUAUUUGCGUACAACAGUCAGUUUUAGAUAUCCUAAAAGAAGGCUUUCCAGUAUUUCUUGCAGUCGACACAGUCGGAGCGAGAAGAGAUGUUGAAUAUGAAACUGCCAUUCAUUGCAUAGAACGGGCGGGUGCCGUUCUCACCACAAGCGGUUGGUUGUGGUUUUUACAUUCUGAUGCUUGAGAAUUCAAACCAUGAAGAGAAACAAUAGUGUUCCAGUGGUUACGAGAUAUCGAUCAUCCUUGUUUUUCAAAAGUACAAAGUCAUUUAAAAAGACCAUCGGAAAAAAAGGAAUACGGAUAGCUUAACAAUUUAGCAUUGAUAAAACCAAGCAAGUCAUUUAAUAGAUGCGAAGUUAUUCGGAUG